Messenger RNA from Quercus lobata, 3774 nucleotides. RefSeq lists its product as uncharacterized. The transcript has 4 exons. The record is from RefSeq and is a predicted model, not a curated record. NCBI's taxonomy places the organism in Eukaryota, Viridiplantae, Streptophyta, Magnoliopsida, Fagales, Fagaceae. Bases 1 to 3774 code for a protein of 1257 amino acids. Gene Ontology annotation, molecular function: nucleic acid binding; RNA-DNA hybrid ribonuclease activity.
AUGAAACUCUUAGCAUGGAACUGUAGGGGGCUUGGGAACCGUCCUGCAGUUCAAGAGCUUGUCGAUAUUGUACGAGCUCAAGAUCCCAUGGUGGUGUUCUUGUCUGAAACAUGGUCAGAUAGGGAACAGAUGGUUAGCAUUAAGGAGAGGUUAGUGUUUGAUGAUUUGUUUGUUGUCCCAACUGAUGGGCGAGGGGGGGGAUUAGCCUUGCUUUGGAGUGGGGGUGCAAAGGUUUGGGUGGAUAGCUUUUCGAAGUAUCACAUUGACUCCAUUGUAGAUGGAAAUUCAGAGAGUGCUUGUCGAUUAACGGGGUUUUAUGGAGAGCCGGAUACUAAUCAUAGAAUUGAAGGAUGGAAUAUGCUCCGAAUGCUUAAUUCCAAACCAAAGCUUCCUUGGGUUUGCUUCGGGGACUUUAAUGAAUUGCUUGAGGUAGAGGAAAAAAAAGGAGGCACUCCGAGAGCUCAUAAUCAAAUGCAAAUGUUCAGAGAUGUGUUGGACCAAUAUGGUUUUGUGGAUUUAGGGUACUCAGGGCCGGAUUUUACUUGGCAUGGGAGAUGGCGUAAUGAAUUGAUUUGGGAAAUAUUAGACCGGGGGGUGGCUAAUUAUGAUUGGUUGGCUAAGUUUCCCACUGCUAGAAUUCGUCAUCUGCAUUGUUUUACUUCUGAUCAUAGACCAAUUGUCCUUGCUCUUGAUUCUAAUGGGGAGGCGCAAAGGUGGAGAAGGAAACCCUUCAGGUUCGAGGCAAUGUGGUUGACAGAUCCGGGGUGCAAGGAAAUUGUCACAAAAGCUUGGGAUUGUAAUGUCGUGGGUACUCCUAUGUAUGCUGCCACGAAGAAAUUGAAGAAGUGUAAAAAGAGGUUGAAGGAGUGGGACCGGGAUCAUUUUGGAAGUGUAAAGAAUAAUAUAAAGAAGCUUAAAGAACAAUUAUGGAAGGCAGAGAUGGAGUCGGUCAGAUCUGGGAGCUAUAAGGAAGCAGCUCAUAUUAAAUCCGAACUUUCAGUUUUGAAGAGGAAAAACUUCAUUAAGGGUUUAAAGGACGAUGAAGGUGUCUGGCAUGAAGAGGAGAACCAAGUUUCGGGUUUGCUUAUUGAGUACUACUCUCAAUUAUUUUCAACCUCACAUCCUCAUGAUUUUGAUCGUAUCCUUGACGGGGUUGAUACAAUUGUUACUGAAGAGAUGAGGGUAGAGUUAGUACGUCCUUACACUUCUGAUAAGGUAGAUGCUGCUAUUGAGGAGAUGGCACCUUUGAAGGCUCCAGGGCCAGAUGGUAUGCCUCCAUUAUUUUAUCAAACCUAUUGGUCGGACGUAGGAGUGGAUGUUCAUCAAGCGGUCCUGUCUAGCUUAAAUUCAGGUUCUAUCUUGAAAUCUAUUAACCAUACUUUCAUUACUUUGAUUCCAAAAGUUAAUAAUCCAAAAAAGGUCUCAGAUUUUAGGCCUAUCAGUUUAUGUAAUGUGAUUUAUAAGAUUAUUAGUAAGGUGAUAGCCAAUCGCCUUAAACCUUUGCUUAAUUCCAUUAUUUCAAAAACACAGAGUGCCUUUACUGCUAAUAGAUUGAUUACUGAUAAUAUCUUGAUAGCUUUUGAGUCUUUACACCAUAUGAAGACUAAUUGCACAGGGAGGAAAGGUUUUAUGGCCCUAAAGCUUGAUAUGAGUAAGGCCUAUGAUCGAGUGGAAUGGGUUUUCCUUGAGAAGAUUCUUUUGAAGAUGGGGUUUCAGGAUUCUUGGGUGGCUUUAAUUAUGGAGUGUAUUCAUACUGUGACUUAUUCAAUCCUUGUUAAUGGAGAGCCGAAGGGUUUAAUUACUCCUUCUAGAGGCUUAAGACAAGGCGAUCCCCUCUCUCCUUUCUUAUUUUUGUUUUGUGCGGAGGGUUUAAAUGCUAUUUUCAGAAGAGCAGCCUUGGACGGAGAGAUUGAGGGUUUUUCCUUAUGUAGGAAUGGUCCAAAACUUACGCACCUUUUCUUUGCAGAUGAUUGUCUUAUCUUUUGCAGAUCGACAUUGGAGGAGUGCCUUAAGAUCCAGUCACUGUUGGACAUCUAUGAAGUGGCUUCAGGCCAGAUGAUUAACAAGGAGAAAACUACGCUAUUUGUCAGCGGAAAUACAGAGACACAAGCGCAAAAUGCAAUCAAAGUGGCACUCAAUGUCCCUGCCAUUCAACACUAUGAAAAAUACUUGGGGCUUCCAUCCUUUAUUGGCAGGGAAAAGAAGGCUUGUUUUACUAAGGUGAAAGAACGAAUAUGGGCGAGGAUGCAAGGAUGGAAGGAAAAGCUUUUGUCUCAAGCAGGAAAGGAGGUUAUGAUCAAGGCUGUAAUUCAAUCCAUUCCUACAUACUCGAUGAGUGUUUUUAAAUUGCCGAUCAGUCUUUGUAAGGAUAUUGAAACAAUGAUUCGCAAAUUUUGGUGGGGGCAAGGUGAUUCAAAAAAAAUACAUUGGGUGAAGUGGAGUUCCUUGUGCUCUUCUAAGUCGAUUGGUGGGAUAGGCUUCAGAGAUAUCCAAAAGUUUAACAAUGCUCUUUUGGCUAAACAAGUAUGGCGGUUGAUCCAUCAAAAAGACACUUUGCUCUACAAGGUUUUUAGUGCGAAAUACUUUCCUCAUGGGAGUAUUAUGGACGCUUCAGUUCCUCAAAAGUGUUCAUAUGCUUGGCGAAGUAUCUUACAAGCUCGGGAGGUCAUUGAGAAGUGUGCUAUCUGGCGUGUGGGCAGUGGUCAUGGGAUAGAUGUGUGGAAGCAUAGAUGGCUCCCAAACCCGACCUACAACAAAAUUAUUUCUCCAAGAAGAGAGUCUUCUGUGUCUUGGGUUAGUGAGUUGUUCUAUCCGGAUACUCGAAUAUGGGAUCCGAGAAAGCUUGAGGAAAAUUUCUAUCCGUGGGAGGCAGAGAUGGUAAGUCAGAUUCAAGUCAGUGCUGGUAGUGUCGAAGAUCUCCUGGUUUGGCCCCUGACUUCUGAUGGUUCCUUCAGUGUUCAUAGUGCUUAUAGAUUCCUGGCUUCGGAAAAUUUUAGCUCUCAACCAAGCUCUUCCUCAGGUAUUGAGCAGCAGCACUUUUGGAAAAAAAUCUGGAAGAUCCGAGCCCCUAAUAAGAUAAAACAUUUCAUUUGGCGUGCGGCAAAAGACGCGCUUCCGACUAAACAGAAUUUGCGUGCUAGACAUAUUCCCAUCGACGAAACCUGUUUUGCUCCCUUGUUUCAGAAAUGGUAUCGAUCGUUUCGGGACUUGCUUGAGGCAGUGAUGCUAAAAUAUUCUCAGUUUCGGGUUGCUCUGUUUUGCACCACAGCUUGGAGUUUAUGGCAGCGGCGUAAUAGGCUCAGGGAGAAGCAGCCAUCAUGGACUCUUCACGAGUUGGGCAGCCGAGCUAAGGCUUAUGUUGUGGAUUUUCUCAACGCGAAUUCUCAGCCUUCACAGGGUUCUUCUUGGAGUGCUCUGGUGUCUUGGUCUCCGCCGAUGGAAUCGCUGGCAGAGGCUAUGGCUGCUCGUCGGGCCCUGUUAUUCGCCAAAGAGCUGAGUUUGUUUGAUGUGGAGAUAGAAGGGGAUUGUUCAAGGGUUCUUGCUGCUCUGAACAUGGCGAGGAGCUGUAGCACUUUAUUUGGUCAUGUGAUUGAUGAGUGCAAGAGUCUAGGGGCGUCGCUCCGUUCUUGCAAGUUCAAUCACGUUAUGAGGGAAGGGAAUAGGUUGGCGCAUGCUUUAGCUAGGAGAGCAGUUAUAUCUGCAGACACGAAUGUAUGGGUAGAAUUUCUACCUAGUGAUUUGGAUAAUGUAUUCCAAUCGGAUUUGAUUCAAUAA